UGACCGUGAUGGCGGCGGACGCCGAGCACAUCGAGAUGGGCGCCGAACCGCUGCCCAGCGCCGACGAGGCCGCCGCGUUCGCAGAAGUCACCACAGUGACAGUGGCCAAUGUUGGUGCCUCUGCAGACAACGUGUUCACCACAUCCGUGGCAAAUGCAGCAUCCAUUUCGGGACACGUGCUGUCUGGAAGAACGGCCCUCCAAAUUGGGGACAGCUUGAAUACUGAGAAAGCCACUCUCAUAGUUGUUCACACAGACGGCAGCAUUGUGGAAACCACGGGGCUGAAGGGGCCAUCAGCACCCCUCACACCAGGGCCGCAAUCUCCUCCUACCCCUUUAGCAACUGUCCAAGAAAAAACUGGAACCAAGUAUAACUGGGACCCAUCUGUGUAUGACAACGAGCUCCCGGUGAGGUGCCGGAACAUCAGUGGGAUUCUGUACAAAAACAGACUCGGCUCCGGAGGCCGUGGUAGGUGCAUUAAGCAAGGGGACAACUGGUAUAGCCCCACUGAAUUUGAAGCUAUGGCAGGACGAGCCAGCAGCAAAGACUGGAAGAGGAGCAUUCGCUAUGCUGGGAGGCCCUUGCAGUGCCUUAUUCACGAUGGGAUUUUAAAUCCUCACGCUGCCUCUUGUACUUGUGCUGCCUGCUGUGAUGACAUGACUCUGAGUGGACCUAUUCGACUCUUUGUACCAUAUAAACGACGAAAAAAAGAAAAUGAAAUGUCUGCAAAUCCAGUCAAGAAGGAAUCCUCCAAAAAUAUCACUCUGCUUCCUGCCACAGCUGCUACUACAUUCACCGUGACUCCUUCUGGACAGAUCACUACCUCUGGUGCUCUCACCUUUGACCGCACGUCGACGGUGGAAGCCACAGCAAUUAUCUCAGAGAGUCCGGCCCAGGGGGAUGUUUUCACAGGAACCACUGUUCAGGAUACCAACGUCCAGCAGCCGUGCCGGGUCACUCACCCAGAGCCUCACUACCCAACUUACCAGGACAACUGUCAGAUUUCACCUUUCCCUGAAGCAGCGCUGCCGACAUCUCAUCCCAAAAUCGUGUUGACUCCAAUCCCUGCCCUGUCGGUGCCCCCCCAGACCCCCACCAAAGCCAUAUCCCCAUCAGUGGUGAACGGGCUGGAAGUGACGGAACAGCGGAGCUGGCUCUACUUGGAAGAGAUGGUCAACUCGCUGCUCAACACGGCACAGCAGCUCAAGUCUCUCAUCGAGCAGGCCAAGCAGGCCAGUUCCUCCUUCCGUGAGGCUGCUGUCACACAAGCCAAGAUUCAAGCUGAUGUGGAGAGAAAAGAGUGCAGACAGUCAGCAUCCUGUUUCUUGAGGAUAUUGAGUUGAAGAGCUUUUGAUCCUGUAACUGUCUACAUUCCCUUCCUGCUAAGGAACGAUGCCUUCUGGCAGAAGAGCGAGGCAGAGGGCUCAGGACAGCACAGCCUUUACCUGCCCUUCAGAGAAAGUGGCCCCAAGUUGUACUCUCUAAUGAUAGCAUUAGGUGCUUGUGGGAGUUACAGAGCUCUGAAAGGUAAGAGAUAAGCUUUUUCCCCAAGCUUUCCUAGAGCAGAAGAGGCAUUUGUGCUGCCUGCAGACUUUUGUCAUUACCUGUGAAGUCAAAGAGCAGGUAUCACUCUUUCAUCCUGCUCCCACUUUCUAAUGGUGUUAUCCAGGACUGUUCAGUGGGGUAUUAGAAACAUUCCCCUUUUCUACAAGAUUUUAAAGGUGAAAAUGCCAACAUCAGAGUGUAGCUGCGACAGGAAGAGGAUUUGCUAAAAGUAGCAAAUGAGAACCAUAAUAAAUUAUAAGUGCAGCAUAAUUUAGAAGCAUCAACAGUCACAUUUCUUUCUUAAGAUGGCUUGUCUAAUUAAUUUUGCAGAUUUAUUGCAUUUCCAAAUGCAUUGUUCUACCUAGAGACAGCAUCUUCAAAGCAACAGAGGUGCUGAGUUGGGAAGCUUUGAGUAUUUAGGGUUGGGCUGCACAGAAGUGGAAUAUAAAAGCCUGUCUUUGUAUAAGAUUAGAAAAAAUAUCCAAAAAUACACUUGUCAGAUGUAAAAGAAUUGAAGACAUGAGAUGUUGCAAUUUGGAACUCCCCACAUGUGCUCUAUUACUAUUUUUUGUCCUUUCUAAUUUCUGUAUGUAACAUAACAAAGGAUCAGGGUAGGGUCUCUGGGUAAAAGAAGUUGUAGAAAGGCACCAACUAGUAAAGUCCUUGAAAUAUGUACAAUUUGCAACCCCAAAAUCUACAGUUCCAGCAUUUGUGAGAAUAUCUCCUUUGCGAUCAUUUCUUUUA
Messenger RNA from Meleagris gallopavo (turkey), 2289 nucleotides. Lineage: Eukaryota; Metazoa; Chordata; Aves; Galliformes; Phasianidae. The record is from RefSeq and is a predicted model, not a curated record.